CAAUUGAGUUGCGCUCUUUCGAGAGAGAAAGUUUUGUUGGGUAACUUAUUGAUCGCUCGGGUGAGGACCCGACGUUAGGACAGGCGGGUCAUUGGGAUUACGGCCACGAACUGUGGUUAACUGUGGUUAGGGCUCGACUCAAGCCACCCUUCAGUGCAGUGUGGUCAUUUCCAUAAGCACCGUGGUUAUAUAAUGCGUGUAAAUGUGUGACAGGAGGGGGAAGCCACGUCACCCUCUUAAAGUUAUCCUUGUGACGUGACCACGAACGCACGAGUGAUUUGAAAAUAAUUGCACGCAAAAAGGUGCGUCUCGUGACUUAUUAACACGUCUCUCGCUUGAAUAACAAUGGGAGAAUGCAACGUGAAGACUACGGGGGCGUUUGAACUCAACUUGCCUCCCAGGAGGAAACCGGGAGUGACUGAGACACCCGCGGAGGACACAUUGGAUAGCUUUGACCGGGCUGUCACUCACUUCCAUAAAUGGAUCAUUGAUACGGUCGAUGAUAUCGAUGCAGUCCUCCAGCAAACCGAUGAGGAGUUUUCACAAGCUGAGGCCAGCUUGGACAACUUAUUUAAACCCUUUAGAAGCACGGCAACAGACAGCCUGGAGGAUUAUGUGAUUGACAAUUGUGAAUGGCCCAAUAAAAUUGAUAAAAGCCACUGGGAUGGUAGCACCGAACCUCGUCAUGAUAUUUAUUCUGAAGUCAAGCAGCAAUCCAGGCUUUUCAAGCAGCAAGAAAUGCAAGAUGCGGGGGAUAACUGCACUUACCAGAAGCCUCAGGAGCAGCUGUACGUCCAUGGGCCUGGCGACGACGUGGAGGUGCUUGGUGCCAGCGGCUCUGAUGAGAGCCGUGAGCGAGCCGUCACCGUGCCGCGCCCCGCCAAGGAGCACCUGCUGCGGGCACGGCCAUGUCGAUACCUGCGCAGACUGAGCGGCAAUGGACGGCACGGCAGCUGGUUUAGAAGGCUCAUUUUCUCAGGGUGCAUGGCUUCCUCAAAGCAAGAGUAACAGCAAAAUAGCAUUUACUUGGGACAUUUUGCAGACGUGUUUCAUCAAAUGAAUAUUACCAAGAGUCAUGGAUAUGCAGAAGUGCUCAUUUAAAUGUUGUGACCCCUGAGGUCAUGAAAGGGGUUGUGGGGAGGGGGGGGGUUUGGACUGAUUCAGAUGUCACUCACCACUGAUGUUAACUAUGUCCAGAAACUAGACGCAGGUCGUCAGGUCCACAGCAAAAUGCCUGAACCAAUGCACCAUCGCUCCACCCAAUUGCAUUAAUUGUAAAAAAAACGAAUUAAUAUACCAGCUGGUUGGUGCUCUGGCAGAGCACUUGACUCGCAGUUUGGAGGUCACGUGUUUACAUCCUGAUCUGAGGUUAACGACCACACUUUCCCAUUUGCUUGCAUAAUCCAGCAGCUCCUGCGGGGAAUGGACAAACAUUAUACAAGGCAGAGAGAGAGAGAGAGGUGUUAUGUUUGUGAAGUGGACUUGUAGCUGGGCUAGUGGAUUUGCCACCGGCUGGCACUGGCAGUUUAAGGACCGGCAUCUGUAGAAGAUGCUUAUGGAGGAUGCCACUGGGUUGACAGUGGUGGCUGCCCUCCAAUAACAACAGGCGGUGGAGGAGUAAUGCGCCGAGUAAACAAAGAGCCAGGCGGUGUUUCGGCAGCAAGUGGGGUUGUGGAGGCCUCAGUUGGUGUACAAAUUGGCCCACGUUGGCCUGCAAAUCCAACAAUAGCACAUGGGUUUGUCCUUUGACCAUCUGUCAAUAAGCCUUUAAUGCGUGUGGUUGUAAAGAGCACCAAGUCAACAUAGAAUGCUACUGUGACGCCAUCGUCAUUUAGUGGUGAAUGCUGUACGUAAUUGCGUUUGUUGCCUGGGGUGGUUCUUGUACACACUGACCCCAAUAAAUAUAAUGAUAAAUAUAGCUGUGACUUUAGUAUUUAUUUCUCUUCAAUGAGGUGGAUAUUUGUUGUAUUUUACAAAAACGGAAUACAAAUUAAUCGAAUCCAUGCACAGCUGUGUAUAGGUACAGAUUGAAAAUACCUCACCGCAGCUGUCACGAACAAUUCUAUGGUCCACAAAAUAUCACAUACAAAAUAUAUAUAGCAGAGAAAGCAUUGACAGAUAUUGACAAAAAUGCCUCCUCAGCUCUGCGAAAUGGCCAUUGCCCAAUACUUUAGCCUCUGAUAUAUGUUUUCCUGAGUUCAAGUCAUGGUCUUGGGUUUCACUUGGUCAAUAAAAUUAGCAACAUUUGUGGGAAAUCAAUAGUGAUUGCAUUGCAGAGGCUUGUCCCUGGCGCAAUAAUGUAGCAUUUCUACUCCCGGUUCACAGCCACCAAGAGUGGCGAGGCACAAACAACCUUUUUAAUUGAAGGAAGUGGUGACGGAAAUGGCGAAGAUGUCUUUUUGUCCAUUAUUUUUUUUUAUAUAAAAAUAUGAAAUAAAAUUGGCUGUGUCGGGUGGUGGCAGGUUUA
Molecule: messenger RNA, 2467 nt
Organism: Petromyzon marinus (sea lamprey)
Lineage: Eukaryota; Metazoa; Chordata; Hyperoartia; Petromyzontiformes; Petromyzontidae
Source: RefSeq, a predicted model, not a curated record